Molecule: messenger RNA, 1054 nt
Organism: Closterium sp. NIES-67
Lineage: Eukaryota; Viridiplantae; Streptophyta; Zygnematophyceae; Desmidiales; Closteriaceae
Source: the annotation of a GenBank genome assembly
CAAGGCGAAUGGAAUUUCCACAUUUUUUUCUGGGUGACCUGCCCGAGGGAUUACCACCGAAAAGGCCCUUUGACCAUCGAAUAGAAUUAGAACCGAGAACACAGCCCACAGCUCAGUGGCAAUUUCGACUUACACAUCAGGAGUUAGAGGAAUUACGAAUGCAGUUAGAUUACUUACUUGAGAAAAAAAAAAUCCGUCCGAGUUCAUCCCCUUUCGCCGCCCCAAUAUUGUUCACCUCGAAGAAGGACGGCGGGUACGGAAUGUGUACUGAUUACAAAACACUGAACAGGGUGACUAUCAAGUCACUGCAAUCCUGGCAACCGCUGGUGAGUCACCAGCAACAUCGCCAUUGGAGCAGUGCUAUUACAGGUUUUCGGCGAAGGGCUGCAACCAAUCGUGUACGAGUCACGAAAUUUAUACCCACCGGAGCGAAAUUAUCCGAUACACGACAAGGAGAUGCUCGCGAUCGUGCAUGCCUUCAAGCUGUUGUAGUGCCAUCUGACAGGGGCGGACGUGAUAGUACGAGCAGACCAUCGCGGCCUACAGUACAUUCGCGCACAGCCACUCCUCAACCCACGACAUAUUCGGUGGUUGGAUUUUUAUGGAAUCCAAUUUCCACUUCAAAGUCAUUAGAAGCCAUCUGGACAGCUGCGUGGCAGCAGGUGACGAUGGACGUCGUUACGAGAAUACCUGCCAAGGACGACUGUAAUAACGCGAUAUUUGUCGUCGUCGAUAAGCUGACGAAGAUGGCUCACUUCGUCGCGUGCAAGAAAAGCAUCUUAACCAAAGAAACAACCCAUCUUUUCAUCGUUCGCCUCCACGGAAUUCCACCCGCCAUCAUUUCGGAUCGUAACACAAAAUUCACUAGCAACACAAGCAACUUCUGGCGCAACCUCUGGGAACAGUUUGGCACGCGCCUGCAAUUCUCCUCGGCCUACCACCCCAAGACUGACGGACAGACCAAACGGACCAAUCAGACAAUGGAGAAGCUAAUUCGUGCCACGUGCGAUGACGUGCCCGACUAGGGGCAGCAACUUCCACUGAUUGAGUUCGU